AUGUCCGAACCCAUCCCCGAAUCAAUCCCCACAAGCGCCGACCCGCGCAGCAAACGGCCGCUGAAGCGACGCGCCGUGAACGGCCCCUCCACCGCACAAUCCGAACAAGCCUCGCAGAUCGAAACGCUGAUGCGGGACCCGACGCGCGAGAUCCACCUACCUUCCCAAAAGCCGCCGCGCACCGCGGGGUCGCUGCCGCCGCCGCCGGAGAUCGUCGCCAACGUGCAGGGGUCGUCGGCCGGGGCCGGGUCCGGCGAGUUCCACGUCUACAAGGCCAGCCGGCGGCGCGAGUACGAGCGGCUGCGGCUGAUGCAGAGCGAGGUGGUCCGGGAGCAGGAGGACGAGGCGUGGGCGCGGAAGCAGGCCGAGACCAAGCGGCGGGAUGAGGAGCGGACGGACAAGAAUCGGCGGCGCCGGGAGAAGAAGAAG
Molecule: messenger RNA, 429 nt
Organism: Aspergillus japonicus CBS 114.51
Lineage: Eukaryota; Fungi; Ascomycota; Eurotiomycetes; Eurotiales; Aspergillaceae
Product: DUF1168-domain-containing protein
Exons: 1
Biological process (GO): negative regulation of protein kinase activity
Cellular component (GO): nucleolus
Molecular function (GO): protein kinase inhibitor activity; protein kinase binding; double-stranded RNA binding
Source: RefSeq, a predicted model, not a curated record